AUGGGCUAUUCAACUCCUCUUCUUAUCCAACCCAAUACCACUAGUUGUGAUUCAGAAACACCACCAAAUAAUCAUCUUCCUUCUUUUGGCUCCACAAUAGAAAAGUGCAUAGGUGAAAUCAAUUGGUGUCAAUUCCUCCAAGCUAUUCUAAUAUCCGUUUCUUGGAUAUUUGAUGCUCAACAAACAUUCAUCACUGUUUUCACAGAUGCCGUGCCAAGGUGGCACUGCAUCGGUGAAGGCCAAAUUUCAAACAAUGGAUCUAGAUUGCUAGAUCCAACACGUGAUUGUUACUCGGCCAAGUCAUUUAAUGAUUUGUGCAAGCUUCCCAGAGACUCGUGGACCUGGGAUGGACCGGCGCAAGUGUCCAUUAUAUCGGAAUGGGCUAUGGAGUGUGAGAGCUCAUUCAUCACAGGCUUUCCAGCUUCAAUGUUCUUCAUGGGCUGCCUAGUUGGUGGGCUGUUUUUGUCAACACUUGCUGACUCAUCAUCACUUGGUCGCAAGAACAUGCUCUUCUUCUCAUGUCUCUUUAUGUCUCUUUCUUCUCUACUCACCAUGUCAUCUCCCAACAUUUGGAUCUAUUCAUCUCUCAAGUUCAUAACUGGAUUCUUCCGUGCCACAAUCGGAACUUCCUCGCUUGUUCUAGCUUCCGAGCUCGUCGGAAAACAUUGGCGAGGCAAGAUUGGUGUCAUUGGUUUCUUUUGUUUUACAAUAGGCUUUUUGUCCCUUCCUGCUAUUGCUUAUGCAAACCAAACCACCUCAUGGAGGAACAUUUACUUUUGGACAUCAAUUCCGACCAUUUUGUAUUGCAUUUUGGUGAAAAAUUUUGUUCAAGAAUCACCUAGGUGGCUUCUAGUGAGAGGAAAAAAAGAAGAAGCAAUAACUUCACUAAACUACAUCUCCUCAAUCACUCAAAGUAACCUACAUUUAGCCAUAGACAAUAUGACUCCACAAGAGGAAGAAAAUAAUUCUAAUGUGGAUUUGUUCCAUGCCCUCAAAAUGUUGUGUCAAAGGAAAUGGUCGUCAAGGAGGUUAUUGCUGAUUAUGACAAUAGGUCUUGGUCUCGGAGUUGUGUAUUAUGGUAUGCCACUAGGCCUUGGAAACUUGUCCUUUAAUCUUUACUUAAGUGUCACUUUUAAUGCCUUGAGUGAGCUACCAUCUUCAUUGAUAACAUUUAUAUUCAUAGACAAGUUUAGAAGGAGAAUUGCAUUGCCUAUGUUUUGUAUGUUAAGUGCUAUUUGUAGUGUGAUGUCAAGUAUAGAAGGGGAACUAUGGAACAAGACGCAAAUUGGGUUUGAGUUGGUAUCAUUCUUUAGUGCUUGCACUUCCUUUAGCAUUUAUGUCAUUUACACAACUGAAUUGUUUCCAACUUGUGUGAGGAAUUCAGCUUUGUCUAUGGCUAGGCUUGCUGUGGUGUUUGGUGGAGCUUUAAGUCCAUUAUUGGUGGCUACUGGUAGAGGAAAUAAGUUUCUUUGUUAUGGAGUUUUUGGGUUUUCUAUAGGUAUUGGUGGAAUGUUUGGAGUGUUCUUGCCAGAGACAAAAGGGAGAGCACUUUGUGAUACAAUGGAUGAGGAAGAGAACAAAGCCAAAAAUUCUUGUGGUAUAUUGGUCUGA
This is a messenger RNA of Lathyrus sativus (Indian pea), 1611 nucleotides long. NCBI's taxonomy places the organism in Eukaryota, Viridiplantae, Streptophyta, Magnoliopsida, Fabales, Fabaceae. The record is from the annotation of a GenBank genome assembly.